AUGGGGAAUAAAAAGAAGCAAGAAAUGUCCCAAGUAUAUUAUGGUUCUAAAAAUGAAUUUAUAUUUGGUGAAACUGGCGGUAAAGGUAAAAAUUUAUCAAGUUUUUUAAAAAAUUUAUCAUUAACUGGUGGUUCAACUGAUUCAAUAAAUUCAACUAAUAUUCAAGAAAAUCCUUCAUUUGAAGAAAUUAACAAGAAUAUUUAUGGUAGUUUGAAGUAUAAUAGUCCAAGCUCAAAUAAUGGUGGAUCAAUUUUAAAACCAACGACUCAUAGAACAGUUUCAACUAGUUCAAUUAAACAUAACAUUAAACAUAUACCCACGGCACGUAGAUCACAUUCAAGUCAAAGAUAUACAGAUUUAGAUGAUGAUUGGGAUUCAAAAUUAGAUGAAGUUGAAGUGGAUCCAUUAUAUCCAAAUUUAAUUACACCCACCACCAAAUCUAAACCAAAACGUAAUCAUGAUUCAUUAGAUUAUGAAGAUUUACAAGCAAAGCAAGAAAUUAAUAAAUUAAAUCAAUUAAAUAACAAAUAUGCAAAAUUUAGAAAAAUACUAGCAUCUGAUUCGAUUAUAAAUUUACAAGAUUUAAGAAAAUUAUCAUGGAAUGGAAUUCCAAAUGAACUAAGAGCUUUAUCAUGGUUAUUAUUAUUGGGUUAUUUACCAACAAAUAAAUCAAGACAAAGUUCCACAUUAAAAAGAAAAAGACAAGAAUAUAUCGAUGGAAUAUCUGGAAUAUAUACAGAAGAUAUUAAAUCAAAACAAUUAUAUCAUCAAAUAAAAAUUGAUGUUAAAAGAACAAAUCCAACAAUAAAAUUAUAUUCCAGAGAAUCAACCCAAGAAUCGUUACGAAAAAUAUUAUAUCUUUGGGCAAUUCGACAUCCUGCUAGUGGUUAUGUGCAAGGUAUAAAUGAUUUAUGUACACCAUUUUAUCAAAUCUUUUUAAAUAAUUAUCUUUGGCAAUUACAAAGGAAAGAUCAAGAAGAAGAUCUAUUUAUACCUGGAUAUUUAGAUUCAAAUGAUGAGAAAGAACAACAAUUAUUAUCGGAUUCAAAUUUAAUGAAUUAUGAUUUAGAUAAUUUUGAUCCAAGUUUAUUGAGUGAUAGAGUAAUUUCAAUAAUAGAAGCUGAUACUUAUUGGUGUUUAUCAAGAUUAUUAGAAAAUAUAACUGAUAAUUAUAUACAUCAGCAACCAGGUAUAAUUCGACAAGUUAAUGAAUUAAGGAAUUUAAUAAGUAAAAUAGAUUUAGAUUUAUUGAAACAUUUUGAUCUGGAAGGCGUUGAAUUUAUACAAUUUUCAUUUAGAUGGAUGAAUUGUUUAUUAAUGAGAGAAUUACCAAUACAAUUAAUUAUUAGAAUGUGGGAUACAUAUUUAAGUGAAAGUCCAUUAGGUUUUAAUACAUUUCAUACAUAUGUUUGUGCAGCAUUUUUAAUCAAAUUUAGUAAUGAAUUACAACAAAAAGAUUUUCAAGAGAUAUUAUUAUUUUUACAAUCACCACCAACUUCAAACUGGAAGGAAAAAGAUGUUGAAUUAAUGUUAAGUGAAGCAUUUAUAUGGCAAAGUUUAUAUAAGAAUGCUUCAGCUCAUUUACGAUAA
Messenger RNA from Insectozyma verbasci, 1590 nucleotides. The record is from the annotation of a GenBank genome assembly. Lineage: Eukaryota; Fungi; Ascomycota; Pichiomycetes; Serinales; Debaryomycetaceae.